AUGAAGCCCAAUUUUGUCAUACCAGUGUGUUUUCUCUUAAGCCAAGCCUUGGCCGAACGCCACCCCCUUGUUGCAUCCCUUGGUGCUCUCCGGGUAUUGCACUACAACAACCUUGGCCCUCAGAACAAUGGCACUUCAGCCGUUUUAGCACACGAUCACUCGACCUAUAUCGAUGCCGUUGCAAAAUGCACUGCCAUUGGCGAGAAGCUGCUCCCGUGGUCUUCAAGGCGAAACAGCAAUCACUCCGAACUCGAUUAUGAACUAGACUAUCUCGUCUUUGCGAACGAGCUAGAAGCCGAUGAUAAUUUGUGGAUAUCCGUAGAACAAGAAGAGGGUAAGGGAUGUUUCGCUCUCUCGAUAUCCCAUCGCAAGGUCGUACCGAAAUCAUGCAAAGAUGAGCUGCCAGCCCUCUGUACCUCAACUCCGCCGGUCACAACUGAUCUCGACCGAGCCGCAAGGGAAACCACAAAGUUGUCUGUGAUAUCCAACGGUUAUACCUUGACCGGAUAUCGAGAUGCACGAUCGUUCCGCUUCCUCGGCGUCCCCUUUGCAAGUCCCCCAAUCGAUGACUUGCGAUUUGCUCCACCGCGAUCCUACACAGGAUCGAAGAACAUCGAUGCGACUAGCAUGGGAGACUCAUGUAUCCAAUCCUCUUCAAGCUUGAGCAAUCAGCCUCUGGGUGGAAUGUCCGAGAACUGCCUAUAUUUGAACGUCUUCACCCCAUUCCUGCCUCACAAUGUCACCACGAAGACCACGCUCCGCCCCGUGGCUGUUUACCUGUACGGGGGCGCUUUCACGGGAGGCACCGCAGCCAUGAUUGAGUAUGACGGGGGGAACUUCGCCAGUCGCAGCGAUGUGGUCGUCGUCACGCUCAACUAUCGGCUCGGAGCAUUGGGCUUUCUGUCGACGGGGAGCCUGACAACCGGGAGCUACGGUACUCAAGACCAGAUCAUGGCAUUGGAAUGGGUACAAGAUCAUAUUUCGGCCUUGGGAGGUGAUCCCUCGCGUGUUACUAUCUUCGGGGUAUCUUCUGGUGGUCAAAGCGUCAUAGCUUUACUCUCUUCCACCGCAGCCAAGGGUCUUUUCUCCGGCGCGCUGGUGCAAUCAGCAAGUCUCGACAGCCCAUGGUUCCCUCGCGGACUUUACUCCAAGUACAUCGCCCCGGAAGUCGGAAAGGCAGUUGGCUGUGACGGAAACGCUUCCGAAACCAGUUUCCUCAAGUGCCUUCGCUCCGUCCCGGCUUCAAUGUAUCUCGAUAACUCAACCGCUUUUCAAACUGCUACAAAGGCCAUCGCAUCCAGCAUGGCAGAGCACUUCUACCAUAGUACAGGACUUAUAUUUGCGGCUGAGCCAUUCAGGCCGAUGGUAGACGACACCGGAUCUGGCGUAGUCGAUGAUCAAUUCAACACCCUCCUAGCCAACAACAGCCUCCCCAUCCACGUCCCGACCAUGUUCACCACUGUCCACGACGAGGCAGAUCUCUACAUGGACCUCUUCAACUUGAUUCAGGGCCCACUUUCUGACUUGCUUAAUUUCACACUCGGUGACACCCUCGCGCAGAAGAUAAUCUCGUCUGGCAUUUACGACGUCAAUACUUCGGACCGCAAUGCCGUUCUGAACGCUGUUUCCGAUUCUGUGACGCACAGCCAGUGGUUUUGUCCGCAGGGUUAUCUUCUCGAUAAUUUUAAUUCCGCAUUCCCAUCCCUAUACGAAAUUCAAAUAGCAGAUGGUCAUGCACAGACAACACGUAUGCCGGAUAUCUGUUAUCCGAAUGAUGUAUACAACGCUUCCUGCCAUGCAUCGGAUACCUUGCUAGCGUGGGGUACAUUGAAUACCAAGACAGAAGAUGUGUAUCCGUACUACGAUGACCGGGAUAUUCUUCACUCGCAGCUGAUCCAUGAUGUAUUUGGGGCAUUCUUCCGCGAGAGAAACCCCAAUCCGGAUUUGGUGUUCUUGAAAACCCGAGGUCCUGCGUAUGCAAGCACUCUUUCGAUAUUUGGCGGGGAGGUUGGUUCAAAUUCCUUGCUUGAGAGUACUGAGAGAGGGCUUGUCAUUGAGCAGUAUGAGCCAGAGCGUAAUAUGACGCUUCUGGGAAUGCCGCCAUCUACUACGAUCAAUUUUGAGGACAAGGAUAUUUGUGCGGUGCAGCGCGAGUAUGGGUUUACUUUCCAAACAGCGGCACUGUCAGAUUAA
Molecule: messenger RNA, 2193 nt
Organism: Penicillium robsamsonii
Lineage: Eukaryota; Fungi; Ascomycota; Eurotiomycetes; Eurotiales; Aspergillaceae
Product: putative cholinesterase
Exons: 1
Coding region: 1-2193 (730 amino acids)
Source: RefSeq, a predicted model, not a curated record